AUGUUUACUAUAAUUACAGUAACAACUAAUACAUUUCUCUUACUACUACUAACAUUAUUACCAACUAUGGCAUUUUUCUUCGGUUCCAGUACUGAUCAAAAUCAUUGCAAUCGUUUAAAAGUUGAACAAUGUUUCAAAACUGCCUUUCAGACAAUGCGUAUUCGACGAAAUGUUGAUAACAAUCAAAGUCAAUCAACAGAAACGUCGAAAGUACGACAUCGAUGUUCGUUGAGAAGCGUAACACACGUGAUGAUGCCGAGAAAUCAGCACUUAUGUGCUGCAAAUCGACAUUACUUAUCGUGUUUCAAUAAUGACGCAUGCCAAGAUGAUUAUACGGCACAGAUUGCAUCAACUGUAUUUAACCAAAUUCACGGGCGCAUUUUACCGAUACAAAUGUUUUUAGCACAUCGAGGAUAUGCUCUACGGGUAAGUUUAUCUUUUCAAAAUUAA
Brugia pahangi is the source of this 450-nucleotide messenger RNA. Lineage: Eukaryota; Metazoa; Nematoda; Chromadorea; Rhabditida; Onchocercidae. The record is from the annotation of a GenBank genome assembly.